AUCAACGACGCGUCUGUUUCGUGAAUUGAAACUGAGACGAAAAAAAAAAUCCUUUGCAUAAAGAUAAAGAACGAAUCUAGAGAGGUAGAAAAUGAAGAUCUGGUGGAGUCUGAUACUUGUGGUUGGAGUUGCCCUGUCAAUGACAGCAAUUACACGAGGUGAAUCGGAUCUCUGGGAGGAGGAUGACAAGGAGGUACUCGUACGUACUGUUCGGGGCACUAAAGAGCGAUCAUCCGGGGGCAGCAACGCCGCACUCUGCAGAUACGUCAAGGGUCAAUGGUCCGAGUGUGAUCCAAAGACUAAUAUGAGAAUGCGAACGCUUAAUUUGAAAAAGGGUGACAACAAAACUUGCGAGCAAACCAAAACUAUUCAGAAGAAGUGCAAAAAAGCAUGCAAAUAUGAAAAAGGCUCAUUCAGCAGUUGUGUGAACCAGUCGAUGACACGAGUGGACAAUCUGAAGCCAAAUAGCGAUUCAUCAUGUGAGCCAACGCGUCGCAUCACAAAAAGAUGUAAACAGGAGACCAACACAAAAAAAUCCGCGAAAGCUGAGCGAGGAAACAAGAAGAGUGCAAAGCAGUAAAGAGGAAGUUAACAACUGAAUAAGCACCUCUCUGGCAAUUGAACGUUCACCGCAGACGGAUCCUUGUCUUCUUGGUGCAAAAAAAAAUGAAUACUAAUUUAAUAAUAAAAGAAACAAUCAGUUAAUUUUCCGAUAAUUAAAUAAAAACUAUCAAGCGUCCGUGUGAUUGUACAAUAAAUUCGUAUGUUAUCGUUUUAGCUGAAGCAUUAAAAAGGAAAAUGAAUAAAAACUUUUGUGAAAUGAGUCAGAAAUUUUCUUAGAGGCUUGAUAAAGUCUAAUUGAAAACAACAAUAUUAAAGACAUUGCUUCCAUAUUUUUCUCCUUGGCUAAUAAAUUUUUUGCAAUUGUUGGUGGUUUACAAAAUGUUGACAGUUCACGCCAAACAGCUGAAUAAAAUAGUGAAGAAUAAAUCUGUCUAAAUCUGUGUAAAUCUCUUGAAACUAAACAAAAAAAAAUACAAAGGAAUAAACAUUAUCUACUCGUAAUCGUUCGUUGUUUGAAAAAUCAGUAGAGAAAGCACUAGGACCAACCAGGCGAAUUACAACGAUUCCAACCGUGACGAGUCCAUCUUAUCUAAUAAUAAAUGAAUAACCGUAAUGAAUAAUUAAUGUUUACAAGACUCGUCGAUUGUUAAUUUACACUUGACUAUGAAUUUUCACUGUUUAUAAAUUCCGUGAAGCAUUCAGAGCAAUCAUGGGAGCACAUCUCCUACGAUGCAUCAGCAAUGAGCACAAAAAUCAAACAAGAAAAAUAAAAAAUGAAAAUAAUAAUCAAUAUUUCAUCAAAAACUAAAGUUGGAUUUAUCCAAUUCUUUAUUAUAAAAUAGUUGAACUUUAAAAUCAAAUAUUUACCUUUCCCCAUUGACUCAUAAACGAAAUGAAGAAUAGUACGUCAAGAUUCGCUCGAUAUGAGCACAUAAAAAUACAAAGAAUCAAAUAAUAACAUUCUUCAAAAUUUACGAGAACAAAAUGUCAACAAAAUCAAAAUAAAAACGUACUCCGGGCUAUCUAGACUGCUCGACAUCAUAUCCACCAUAUCAUCGUAAUAUUAAAUAAAGAUAAAUUAAAAAUACCUAAGGUUAUCAGUUUAGAAAUGAGAUAAAAUAAGAUAGAAUUUAUCUAUUCUGUGGAGCCCUUAUCCUCCUUUUCAAUCAUCCUUUUAAACUUCCCAAAGAGUAGAGAUCACCACCUCUUAUAGACCCCAACAACCCAUAACAAACGUAAACAACCAAAAUCUAAAAAAAUAUAUAUAACUAUUAACACUAAUGUAAACUCUCGAUGUUUAAACUUGCAUUGUAACAUAGCGAAAAUAGAAACAAAAAAUUACACUUAUGCUAUAUGGUUAGCUGAUCUUUUUAAUACUCUUCAUUCUCGAAUAAUUAGCCGAAACAGGGAGAUAUAGAGAACCGUAGGAACUUCCUCGAAACUUUUUGACUAAUCCAAUUAUUGGGAUAAAAAUAAAUUGUCGAAAAAUUUUUAGAAAUGUUAGGUACGUUCAAUUAUCCCCUGUCAUUUGAAUUCUCACCUGUAAACUUUUAUAAUCAACUGAAAAGUGAUGAAAAAGGGAAAAAUUGAUGUGAUGGCCGAAAAGUGGAAUUUUUUUCAUCUACUAGUAAGUAAUCCUGAUGGACAUAAAAAUCCAAAUUUUCGGUCUGAAAUUCUCGUACAAUGGUGGUGCUCAGCAUAAAUCAAAGAAAAUUGACAUAAUUAAAUUGGUCAAAAGGGUGAUAAAUAAAUGACGAUGUUAAAUGCACAAUUGUUAACCGGAAUUAUCGCCAAUCGAGGGAUUGCUGUACCGAAUGAUAAAAUGCACACAACUAUGAGAAUUGGAAUAACUGAAUAUGCGUUUAUUUGGGAGAUUUUUCUCCGGAUAUUUACAAGUAGAAAAAGGAAGUAAAAUAUUUUUUUUCAGAAAAUAUUGUUUUCACAAUAAAGCAUUGAAGUAAUGUUUCAAGAAAUUCAUCAUACAUUAAUAUCAUAAUGAAUUAACAACAGACGUAAGAAACGUGUAAUCAAGAGAAAUACACAUGUAACAAAAUAAACAGAAAUGCAAUGUUGUCAAUAAAAUUAAAAUUACUAUAAA
Messenger RNA from Fopius arisanus, 2662 nucleotides. RefSeq lists its product as uncharacterized. NCBI's taxonomy places the organism in Eukaryota, Metazoa, Arthropoda, Insecta, Hymenoptera, Braconidae. The transcript is spliced from 5 exons. The record is from RefSeq and is a predicted model, not a curated record. Gene Ontology annotation, biological process: mesoderm morphogenesis. Gene Ontology annotation, molecular function: heparin binding; growth factor activity. Gene Ontology annotation, cellular component: extracellular region. The coding region runs from base 92 to 580 and encodes 162 amino acids.